AUGUCUUUGAAUCUAAAUAGUGUGUUUUCGGAAAAGAUAAAUCUCUAUGAUGAGCUGGAGAUUCCUGUCACCGAAGGUCCAGAGCUAGUGCCAUCCUCGCUGAUAAAGAAACAGUACCGUAAAUUAGCACUGUUAUACCAUCCGGACAAGAGACCUGAUGACCCGGGCGCAAUCCACAAGUUCCAUAUGCUAUCAUUGGCAACUCAUGUUCUUACUGAUGAAGCUCUCAGAGCGACCUACGAUGAAUGGCUGCAAAGAACGCUCCUGGAUGGGAGUAAGGUCGAUGAGCAACGCAAUGAGCUAAUAACGAAGCUAAGCAAGCUUGAAUCCAAGGCGCGGAAAGAUGAAACAGCUGGGCAAGCAAGAGACCUCACUAAGAUUCAAGAAUAUGGGGCAAUGCUAAGGAAAAUGAAGCAUUUCAGAAUCCCAUACGGUGACUGGAGGACGCUGAACCCCGCCGCCUUAGCUGCUGAGCACAGAACUGAUAAGCACAGAUUUUAUGACUCCUCUACCCUAAGGAUAGAGCUGAGGAACGAUCUAUUGGAUGCAAAACUGUCUGAGAAGAGUGUUCUGUGCCGGAUUUUGAGCGAUCUCUUUCAAGUCAAACGACUGUACGAUCUGUUCUACUCAUCAAGAAAUGAUUAUGAGCAUGAUAAAUCUAUAGUUGCCUACGCUGUCUUUGAGACAACAACAGAUUCAAAGCAAGUCUACGAGACGUGGAAAGCCAGCCCCAGAUCGCCCCACUGGGGGGAACUCGUUUUGGAUAUCUCACCUAGGAUUCCAGUCAGUUACUACAAAAACUAUGAGAAGGAAGUGGAAUUGGAUCAGCAUAUUGCUGACCUGGUCGCUAACUCGACAAUAGUUAUAGACUAG
This is a messenger RNA of Torulaspora globosa, 873 nucleotides long. It is a transcript of the gene CWC23, whose product is annotated as U2-type spliceosomal complex subunit CWC23. NCBI's taxonomy places the organism in Eukaryota, Fungi, Ascomycota, Saccharomycetes, Saccharomycetales, Saccharomycetaceae. The transcript has a single exon. Gene Ontology annotation, biological process: spliceosomal complex disassembly. Gene Ontology annotation, cellular component: spliceosomal complex. Bases 1 to 873 code for a protein of 290 amino acids. The record is from RefSeq and is a predicted model, not a curated record.